UUAUUACUCUGCUUUCAUGUAGAGCGGAAUAUUUACCAUUGAUUUUUCUUUGUUCGUCUCUGAUCCAGCAUGUGUGUGCAUAAUCUUUUUUUUAAAGAAAAUCAUAACAAGAAGAUAAUUUAGAGUUAAUAAAUUAGAAAAAACAACUUUCACGUGAACCUCAAAAAAAAAGAUGAUUACAUUUCUAACUUUGACACGUUAUGCCUUAUCACUAAUAAUUGUAAAAAUUAUUACAAAAUAUGUAAUUUAAGUAUUCUUUGGCAACGUCUCUAGUUGCUAUCCAACGAUUAUUAAAAAUCAGAAGGACUAUAAUAUAUUCACGUUACCGGUCGAAGAUUUUUGCAUUAAGACAUUCAAGAUAAAUAUAAUUCGUGACUCUGAAAUGUAUUGCAACCAUUGCAUCCACGCGCAUCAUCUGACCCCACUGUUCCAACUAUUAUAUGCUGAUUAGUUGCUUAAGUGUAAAAUAAAUAAUAAUAUUAGUGUCUAUACUUGCUACAACUUUAUUACGAAUGUUUCAAAAGAGUAAGCUUGACGUGUUUGUUUAAUUUGUUUGUUUAUUUUACGCUGAAGCUACUUUAGAGUAUGACUUUUUCAGAAUAAUUAUAAAUAACUUAAAAUAGGCAAUGUUUUAACUGUAAAAUACGAUAACAUUCAAUCUUUGUCCUAUAAUAGUUUCAACCAGAUUGGAUAUCUGACCUAAAUUGUGUUCGUCUAUUAGUUUAAUAAUAUCUUAUUUUAAAAAAAAAAUGCAUUUAUCUUUGUAAAAUUAUUCAUCAAUUAUAAUAAUUUUAAUACUCGUGAUAAAAACAUUAAUUUUCAAUUAAUCGCAUAAGUGCAUUUGCAAUGUUUUCAUUGUAGUGCGUUAUAAUAAGUUUUAAAAUUCACGAUGGCAUUUUUUGUUUUUAUCAAAAAAGGAACUGAACGCUUGCAUAACUAAAACGGUAUAUACGCCUUAUUUACAGUGUGUGUUCCUAGAUUAGCAAUAAGUAAUCAAACGGAGUUGUGAGAAUACGACUUUGUGCGAGUCUGUUAGAAUAAACGUCCAUUAUAACAAUAUGCAUUUAUCUAAAGUAACUAUUGGCGCAGGACCAACAUUGCUUUUUUAUAAUAAGAAUUAGUCACUGUACAAUAUACACCAACUUCGACAAAUGAUAUCGAAGGCAAACGCCUUUGUAGUUAACACAAGUUCAGUUUUCAACCAUCUAGAUUCCAAGAGAAUGCGCGUGUGCUAGGCAGAAUGAUAUGUGUGUAACAAAACGCAGACACAAAAAUGGACAAGACAAAAUACACGGUGAAGUAGCAUGCUCUAGUCAAGUGUAGUUUGUCGUUUGUGCAGUUGGGCCGAACGGCCGACCCGGAGUGGAAAUGGUCGCGGUCAGGAUCGCCUCGUCGGCGACGGUGAAGAAAAUCCAAAAAAAUAUAUCGGUCGAGCCCGUGGUGUUUUUGUUUUGCCUGAGUGUGACGUUUUCCAACAGUCUCAACUCCAGCCUGCUGCUGUACAAAUCGUGUAGCCCCGACGCCAUGCCCCAUUCGAUCGGUUCGAAAUGCCCCAACGAGGCCAGUGCCGAACACCAGGUGACGCCGAUAAACGCGUGGAAAUCGGUUGUAAUGCAACUGGUGCCGAUGUUCCUUACCCUGUUGGCAGGACCGUGGAGUGACCGGCACGGCCGCCAAAGGAGGAGCCUCAUGCUGCUGCCAAUCGUCGGUCAACUGCUGGCCGACGUCGCUUCACUGUACAGCAGCGUCAAGUGGGCUUACAUAACACCGCUGAUGACGGCGGUUUUGCAGGUGACAAUGUCUGCCACCACCGGCAGUACUCCGCUGUUCAAUAACGGCAUCUUUUCGUACGUGUCCGAUACGUCGGACGAGAGUUGGCGUACCCUCAAGUUCGGCCUGGUGAUCUGCGCCACGAACUUGGCCGGCACCUUUGGCAUGUUGGCCUACGGCUUCAUCGUGGAAGUCAUGGGAUUCGUCGACGCGUUCGCUUUGUGUGUCGUCCUGGACGUGUUGGCUUUUUUCUUGGUGCUCAAUUACGUUAAAGACACGCCGGAGCCGUAUGAGCACAAACCGUUUUCACAAGAUCUCAAAGAAUCGUUGCACGUGGCGGACAUAGUGAAAAAUAGCUUCAGAGUAUUAUUUAAACCGCGGUCGGGCAACAAGAAAACGGUUCUGAUCCUCAUGAUACUCGUAUGCGGUCCGUUGACCAGUGUGCCGUCUGAAGGAGAGACUUCUUUAAUGUACAUGUUCCUAAGAAAUAAAUUUAGUUUCACCGAUAUCGACUAUAGUGUUUUUGGUUCCUACAGAAUGUUGGUUGUAAUAAUCGGAACCGUCAUCACGCUUGGUGUAAUGAGUCACUUGCUGAAAGUAAACGACGCUUUAAUCGGUUUGAUAUCGUGCAUAUUUGAUUUUCUAUCUGAACUAGCUUUUUACUUUGCGAAAAACUCGUGGCAACUAUAUUUUAUUCCGCCGCUACAAAUUUUCUUGGGAGCUGCUAUUUCAAUAACAGGUUCUAUUAGUUCUAAAUGUGUCGAAAUGAACGAAAUGGGUACGAUGCAUUCAGUCAAGUUGAUAAUUGAGAGCGUGUCAAAAGCAAUCGUCUUACCGAUGUACAAUUUCCUGUACAACAAAACAUUGGAAACAAACCCAAGUGCAUUUUAUUUGAUCAGUGUUGUUUUAGUCAGCUUGUCAUUUCCAUUUUUUUUUAUCACCUAUAUCUUGACACGCAAGAAUACAAAAAAAGAAAUUUCACCGAUUGAAUACGGUACGUUUUAAGUUAAACAAAAUUCCAGAAUAAGUAUUCAAAAUUUGGAAGUUUAAAAUUAAAAGUACAAAACGCAACAGUCCCUGCCAAAUUCAGGUUCCUACCAUUGUGAGUCAAAUGCUUGAUCUUAAAAA
Adelges cooleyi (spruce gall adelgid) is the source of this 2898-nucleotide messenger RNA. Its product is annotated as proton-coupled folate transporter-like. The transcript is spliced from 9 exons. Gene Ontology annotation, molecular function: transmembrane transporter activity. Gene Ontology annotation, cellular component: membrane. NCBI's taxonomy places the organism in Eukaryota, Metazoa, Arthropoda, Insecta, Hemiptera, Adelgidae. Gene Ontology annotation, biological process: transmembrane transport. The record is from RefSeq and is a predicted model, not a curated record. The coding region runs from base 1369 to 2775 and encodes 468 amino acids.